UAUUGAAAUAAGAUAACCUAACCCUGUUCGAAUUACAAAAUUCAUGUAAACGAAUCUAAACAAGUUGCAACAUUUUGUAAACAUCAACAAUGUAGUGAUUAUUUAUAUUUCUCAUAAUUUUUAAGUUUCUACUUAAUUAUUUCAAACUCACGCAGUGUUCAUAUAUUUAAGAAAUUUACGAAAUGAUACAUAAAAAUAGUGUUUAGCAAAAUUAGUUAUGGAGACGUCUGCUUUAAAUGCUGCACAUGAAAGCGAAAGGAGAGCAGAAGCUUUUUUGCGCGAAGGAAAAUUUGAGGAAGCGGCAAAGUGCCAUGAAAGAGUUGCUAAUUUAUUGACUGAAGCACAUUCGAAAUUAGAGACACGACAAAUAGAAUCGAAUUCCUGUAAUUCGGAAAAUCAGAGUUCCAUGAAACCCUCGAUUCAGUCAUUAGCAACACUUGAAUCUCUCGCUCUUCAACGAGAUUAUCACACUAGACAAGCUAGCAUAGUUAGAAUGAAACAGGCGCGAUAUGAAGAAUAUAAAGCGACAUUGGAAGCUCAAAGGCGUGAUUUGUACAAUAAACAAGAAAUUAAUAAAAGAUCUGAUGAAAAUGUGAAUGGAAUUUUAGACGAUAAGUGCGAGUGUUCAUUGAAGCAGGCAAUUUAUCGAACUAUCGAAGAACAAGAUAGUCUAUUAAAUGUUCUUGAAUUGCCAUCGCAAUCGGAAAAAAAUCAGGAGAGUCAAACAUUCAAGCAUCCAAAGGAUACGGGAACUGUCAUUGAAGAAUUACGAACAGUUAAUAUACAAUUAAGAUCAUUGAUCGGCAGUUUACUUAGCCAAUUAGAAGAAAAAGAAGAUCAAGUUCGACAACUCACUGAACGUUUACAUGAAAUUUCCGUUGAUACAAGUGAAGAGAUUCAUCACGAUGAAACUCAUUCAUUACGAUUAGCACCACUACCACCAUUAACGCCACUUGAAAUGCCACGUUUUGAUUUUAAUUCUACUUAGAAGAAGAAUUUUUUUUAUUAAAAUACAGUAUUUUAAAUUCAAAUAUAAAAUACUGUUUUUUCCCCUCUAAAAAAAAUGAAAUCUAUUCAAAUUUAACACCAUAAUGGUUCAUUAAUUAGGAAAAUUAGUUAUUGUAUUUAAUUAUUGCAGUUGUAGACUUGAUAUUUAUUUCUAAAUCGUCUUUCAACGAUAGAAAAUUUAGACUUGAUUUUAAAGUCUGUUAAAAAAAUCAAAAAAUACAAAUUAUACUCGGUUCGAGUAGAAAAAAUUGAAAUUAUUAUUAUAUAUAUUUAUGAAAAGUUAAAAAAUAAAUACCAAAAUAAAUGCGAAUAUAAAAAGUGAAUUAGUUUUUAUUUACAAUCUGCAUCAUUAAAUUAAUAACUUUGAAUAGAUAAUAAUUAUUAUUUAUUAUUCUUAAUUCUUAAUUUAACUAAUUAAAUUAAUUAAUUCGUCUUUUUGGUAAAUGAACAUUACCACAAAAACAUAAUUUAUCAACUAGAACUUAUUAAUUAAUAAAAAGGACAAAUCUUAUAUUCUAAUUAAAUUUUUUGAAUAAUACUCAAUUAGAUUAAGAUGGGCGGCAAAACAAAUUGAAUACUUCUCUCUUCUUCUUUUUUUUUGAAAAAAGGACUUUAUAGAGAAAAACAAAACAAAGCACAGUUCAAAACUAGGUGACAGAUGUGUCAAACAAAAUGUCUCCCGAAAAAACCUAAAUUUUAAGUAUUAAAAAAAAAUUUUCUCUUUCUAAAAAUGUUGUUCAAUAACUAAAAAGAAAUAUAAAUUUAAUAUUCAA
Molecule: messenger RNA, 1781 nt
Organism: Leptopilina heterotoma
Lineage: Eukaryota; Metazoa; Arthropoda; Insecta; Hymenoptera; Figitidae
Product: nuclear receptor-binding factor 2-like
Exons: 3
Coding region: 218-988 (256 amino acids)
Biological process (GO): autophagy
Source: RefSeq, a predicted model, not a curated record